Molecule: messenger RNA, 1940 nt
Organism: Solanum lycopersicum (tomato)
Lineage: Eukaryota; Viridiplantae; Streptophyta; Magnoliopsida; Solanales; Solanaceae
Product: 2-hydroxyisoflavanone dehydratase
Molecular function (GO): hydrolase activity
Source: RefSeq, a predicted model, not a curated record
GUUUCUUCACUUUGGAUCAUUCAAACAAUAAUUUCAAUUUAUACUCAUUUCCAAACAUAACCUCAAUUUUCAAUUACUAUAUUGAAACUAUAUCAAGUGGUCUCAACUCUCAAGUAUGAGACUCUUUAUAAAAAGCCGAAAGAAUUAUUGAAAACACUGUUACAUUAGAUAUUAGACUUAACUCAAGUUAGGUUAAAGGGAGAAAGAUUGUUCAAACUUUAUAAGAAGUCCACUCAUCUCAUUAACCACUGAUGUGAGACUUUUGUAAUUCUUUGACACCCACCUCGCGCCCAGUGCUUAGCAUCUGGUGUGUGGUCAAUUUUGAUUAUGUGGUUCCCAACAUCGGGUGAGACGAGUCUGCUCAGAUGCCAUGUUAAAUUAAAUCUUAAACUUAACUCAUAUCCCAAAAGCUAGAUCAAAGGGAGGAGUAUUGUAUUUAUCAUUCUUUAACAAUAGCUAAUGCAUGAAACUUAUAAUUUAUAUUGAGUUUAGAGAUAUUUUAUGAUUUCUCUCCUAAAUAAUUUCGGAAAGAUGAUUGACCAGUUAUUGCACAGAAGCAAAGGAUUUACCCGUGACCAUUGAAAGGAUAGAAGGUUUCCCUAUUGUCAAAAAAAAAAAUUGAACAAAAAGAAAAGGUUUAUGGCGUUUGAGCCAAUGAGGAAGAUACUGCGGAGAUUACAAUGUGCAGUAAACCUAGUGUUUAAAAAAUUAGGCAUAAAGACAAAAAACGCCUAAUUAUAAUCAAUCUGACCCCUCCAUUUUUUAUCCCCUUAAAAUCACCACAUCACAUCGCAUUAUUCCAUCUCCAUCGUUACUGCAAACUUUAAGCAAACAAUGGAUUCAAAGGAAAUUGAAUAUCAUGUCCCAAUGUUUUUUAAGGUCUACAAAGAUGGCAGUAUCGAAAAGUAUCGAAAACAUGAUUAUGCCCCUCCUUCCGAUAAUCCAAUCACCGGUGUUCGAUCCAAAGAUAUAGUUGUCGUACCGGAGAACAAUGUAACGGUACGCCUUUACCUUCCUAAAAUCACCCAAAAUAAUGAUCAGAAAUUUCCACUCCUUGUGUAUUUCCAUGGGGGAGCGUUUGUGAUUGAAUCAGCGUUUUCUACUUACUAUCAUAGUUAUCUCCACUCUCUAGCUGCUGAAACUAAUGUACUUAUCGUAUCCGUCGAGUACCGAUUAGCCCCUGAACACAAAAUCCCUGCUUGUUAUGAUGAUUCCUGGGCUGCCAUGAAAUGGGUCUCUCAGCAGGCCAAUAGCGAACAGGGAACUGAACCAUGGCUGAAAAAUCAUGCGGACUUCUCCCGAGUUUUCUUGUCAGGUGAUAGUGCUGGAGCCAAUAUUGCUCACAACAUGAUGAUGCAAGCAAGUGUAGAUGAAGAUAAACUUGGAGAUGGCUUAAAACUUGUUGGAAUGGCAUUAGUUCAUCCCUAUUUUGGGAACAAUGAGCCAGAUAGAAUUUGGUCCUAUUGUUGCCCAGAAAAUCCUAACACUGAUGACCCAAGAUUCAAUCCAGCAGCACAUCCAAGUUUGCUAUCGAAGCUUGUUUGUUCCAAGAUUCUGAUAUGCACAGGGGGAGCGGAUUUUAUAAGGGACAGAGGGUGGACAUACUAUGAGUCCCUGAAGAAAUGUGGAUGGAAAGGUGAAGUACAACUUAAGGAAACAGAAGGGGAAGAACAUGUUUUCCAUUUGGUUAACCCAACUUGUGAGAGAGCUAAGGCCUUGAUGAAAUGGCUAGCUGAUUUCUUUCAACAGUCGAGCUGAAUUCUUGCUCUAUAGAAUUUCAGUUGUUUCUCUUUUCUUUUUAUUGAUCAAAUAAGUAACCGUUUGGACUUGAAAUUGCGUUUGAACUCAGGAGAUAUCAUUUUCACUAUCACCGUCAUUAACUGGACUCUCCAUUUAUGGAACAUCUUGUAUUUUUCUUUUUAAAAAAUACUACUUAUUUA